AACAUUUUAGCUAGCAACACUCAAUAAAUAAGAAGAGAUAUAAAAGUUGGUAAAACGUUAUAAAAUUCCUCAGCUCUCUCUCUCUCUUCUGGAUUGCCGUAACUAAGUCACUACUCCUGCCUCCAGCGUAUCAAGGCUUCCAAGCUUUGAGGUCCGCCUCUCUUUUCUCUCUUCUCUCUCUACCUCACCUGUAAGUGCCUGCCCCUUUUGUUAUAUGUAUAGCAUUUUGUUAUCUCAGGAGCAAUUUGUCGAACAUUAACGGUGCAUUGAGACUUUUCGCAAGUGUCUGGAAGUUGCUAUCUUUACUGAUUUUGUUCUGUUCGAUUGCUAGUUCUUUUUAUGGGUCUGUCAGCAGUUUGCUCUCCGGCUACGUAUUGUAGUAGUUUCAGUUACAUUUGUGCUUUUGCAGAGACUGUAGGAGCUGUUUCGUGUCAUAGAGAGUCAUUUAAAGAAAGAAACUUUGGGAAUUUAAAGGUUUGUGCUUAUGGGUACUUGGGAAGUAGGUUGACAUUGAGGAGAAAACGAAUGGGCUUAUGUGGGUUUGUUAUGAAAACCCCAGAGGAAGGGGAGGAAUGGGCAAAGGAGAAGAAUAAAGUUGUGACAUUUUCAGAUGAGGUUAUGAGGGUUCUUAAGUCUACGACGGACCCAAAUUAUGCUUUUUCAUAUUUUAUGGUUGUUGCUGGGUUACCUUAUGUUGUUCACACCACUGAAACCUGCAAUUACAUGCUUGAAGUCUUGAUGACUUAUAAGAGGGUGGAGGAUAUGACUGCUGUUUUUGAUUUCAUGCAAAAGAAAUUCGUUUACCUAAAUUUGAACACUUAUCUUGCUAUAUUUAAAAGUCUUGACAUCAGGGGUGGAAUUCGAGAAGCACCAACUGCGCUUGAGAAGAUGAGAAAAGCUGGGUUUGUUUUGAAUGCAUGUUCGUAUAAUGGGUUGAUUUAUUUUCUUCUCCAGUCAAAGUUUUGUAGGGAGGCGUUGGAGGUUUACAACAGAAUGGUCAUAGAAGGAAUGAAGCCAGGCUUGAAGACUUAUUCAGGACUUAUGGUAGCGUUUGGAAAUUGCAGGGAUUCUCAAACUGUAAUGGGUCUGUUAAAAGAGAUGGAACAUUUGGGAUUGAGGCCUGAUACUCAUAUAUUUACCAUAUGCAUUAGAAUUCUUGGAAGGGCCGGGAAAAUUGAUGAGGCUUAUGAUGUAUUCAAGAGAAUGGACAAAGAGGGAUGCGGGCCAAAUGUUAUUACUUAUACUGUUCUCAUUGAUGCUCUCUGUAAAGCUGGUAAACUUGAUAUUGCAAAGGCUUUGUUUGUAAAGAUGAAAGCUAGCAACACUCACAAACCUAAUCGUGUAACUUACAUUACUUUGUUGGACAAAUUAAGUUAUUGUGGAGAGCUGGAAACAUUCAAAGAAAUUUGGGAUGAAAUGGAAGCUGAUGGUUUUGCUCAUGAUGUGGUUACAUUCACCAUUCUUAUUAAAGCUUUAUGCAAAGCAGACAAUGUUGAUAAAGCAUUUGAUACUCUGGGUGUCAUGAAGGAGAAAGGGAUCUCACCAAAUCUUCUUACUUACAACACUUUGAUUGGGGGACUAUCAAAGGCAGGUAGAUUGGAUAAGGCUCUAAAACUUUUCAGUAAGAUGAAAUCCUUGAGUGUCAAGCCCAAUUCAGUUACAUAUAGUAUUCUCAUUUUCGGUUUAGCGAAAUUUAAUAGUGUGGAUGCAGCUAUCGAUUUUUACUAUGAUCAUGUAGGUUGUGAUUUUUCCCCCAUUCCUCAUACAUACAGCCCACUCAUUGAUGGACUUUGUAAGUCGGGAAGACAUGAAGAAGCAAUGCUUUUCUUUGAGGAGAUGGCAGAAUAUGGAUGCAAACCUAACUUUGUGAUUUUCAAUAUUCUUAUAAAUGGGUUUGGGAAAACAGGAGAUGUGGAAACUGCCUGUCAGUUGUUUAAAAGAAUGGUUAAAGAAGGAAUAACACCAGACUUGAAGACUUACACAAUUCUACUGGAACCUUUAUGCCGUUUAGGAAAAAUUGAUGAUGCUGUGUAUUACUUUGAAGAACUAAAGAAGACUGGCCUUAGUCCUGAUAUAAUUUGCUAUAACCAUUUGAUUUACGCACUUGGAAGAUCAAGGAGGGUAGAAGAAGCUUUAUCUCUAUACACUGAAAUGCAGAGCAGAGGAAUUCUUCCUGAUCUUUGCACGUACAACAAUCUAAUUCUCAGUCUUGGGAUUGUGGGAAUGGUUGAGCAAGCAGUGAGUAUGUAUGAAGAGCUACAACAUAAGGGUUUUGAACCUAAUGUUUCCACCUACAAUGCUCUCAUUCGAGCCUGCAGCUUGUCAGGGAAUCCAGAUCAUGCUUAUGCAGUUUAUGAGAAAAUGAUAGUUGAUGGCUGCAACCCGAAUGAAGAGACGUUUAAACAACUUCCUAUUCGAACUUGAGUACUUCGUUUCAUUUAAAUACAAAUGGAUCAAUAGACAUUUCUUGGAAUUUUCUUGAAGGACCAAAUGGUUGGAGGGAUGGCUAAGUGAUUAUCUGUUCAUAUGCAUAUUGGAACUCCGACAAGUUCAGUGGUGAAGGGUUGCAUAUGUACUUUUGAUUAAAUAUUUGAGUUCUAAAGAGGCUGAAGGAUCCUCUCUCUUUGAGAACUCUAAGCUCUAUCUCAUUAACGCAAUAACUCUCAUUGGCUUAGCAGCUUCUCCAGCAUCCUCCUCCGGUGAUCUGUCUUGUCUGGUCGGCUGUCUCAUAUUCGCACUCUUUCUUGGAGUCAUUCUCUCUCCAAUAUUGGUUCUUUCAUUUGGUUGGAGUUGGCUAUGGUAUGAGCAAGAGUGCAGUAACUUUGCAGCGCAGUUGAAGUUGAGAUGAAGUUAUGGUGACUCCAAGAUCGACCUUUCCCUUGAUGCUGCGACAACUCCUGUUCAGCAAUCACUGCUUUGGUCCUUCUAUCAAAUUGCACUCAGACUUGAAUUGGUUUUACUAGUUAUAUGGGAGCAAAUCAAGCUUUUUCAGCUGGUGGAGAUUCGAUAUGUACAAAUUAAAAGAAUUCAACUCUGAACAAUCAUAUAUAAGUUCCUCUGUUUUUUCCAUGCAGAUGACUUUGCUUUUAUGUGUGCAUGUCUUCAGAAAGAAACAAAAUCAGAAAGAUGGAGGGAGAGAGAGAGAAAGAAAGAAAUAGAAUUUUAUUGCAUGUUUUUAAUGUAUAUAUAGCAACCAAGUUACCUUUGAGCUUUCUGGUGGCAAAGAGCCUGGAAGUGGUUCAAUGUAUUGGCUUUGCUAUCACAGUCAUAUGUACAAGAAAACCCAGGUAACAAAUUGGGACUGAACUAUCCUUUGACAACCUGAAGUCACUUGGUCCUCCUUGUUGGCUUUGUUUUUUUCUUAUAUACAUAUCUAUCACUGUGUAGGUGUGAUAUAAUGUUC
This is a messenger RNA of Humulus lupulus (European hop), 3403 nucleotides long. Its product is annotated as pentatricopeptide repeat-containing protein At4g31850, chloroplastic-like. Gene Ontology annotation, molecular function: protein binding. Bases 340 to 2424 code for a protein of 694 amino acids. The record is from RefSeq and is a predicted model, not a curated record. The transcript is spliced from 5 exons. NCBI's taxonomy places the organism in Eukaryota, Viridiplantae, Streptophyta, Magnoliopsida, Rosales, Cannabaceae.